CCUCUUUUCCAACAGCGCCUCCGCAUUGGGCCGCCACCUGCUGACCUCACAGAGCGUACACGAAGGAGGAGCCCAUUGGCCUAGGGAAGAUGCCAAAAUAACCAAUCAGAAGAGGCAGCGUGGCAUCUCUCGGGGAACGGACCCAGAGGGAAACUAAAAGUUGGAGUCCAAGGGAAUUAGUCAGUGGGGCCUGCAUGGGGGCAGGUGGGAGCUGACAGGUGGGUUGGACCUUGGAUACGUGGGGCUGCCUCAUGGCCAGUUACUCCCGUUGCACUGGAACAUCAGCAUACUACCAUGAGUAGAGUUGAUCUGACAUUUUUUAUCCACUGAAAAUUCCUGCCUUUCAAAAAUAAACAACCCCUCCCCUCAAAAAUGGAAAUUUUCAGUUUUCAGACAAAAAACCCAACACAAAACGAAAAAGAUUUUUUUGAGGACAGCAAGCACCUUCUGCUAAAAUACUUGUUUAGUUGAAACCCCAAUUUUCAGUUGCAAAAAUGUAAAUGGAAAGUUUUUGACCAGCCCUAAUGAUAAGGCGAAAACGGGACCCUCAAAUGACCUGUCAAUGAGACUGGGCUAUUAAAUAACUUGGCAUCCUGGAAAUAACAGUUUCAAGAAGUUCAGCGAGCCUCUCUGCCGCAUAGCUCUUGUCGUUCACAAUGCCACAUUUAACAGGGCUGAAAAGAAAAGUCAAAAUAUUGUAACGGAUUGGUUAGUAUGUGUGUGUACCACUGCCCCUGUACUGGAUAAAAUCAGCUUCUCAACCAUGUGGCACAGCCAACAUAUUGCUAACAGCUAAUAAUGACUUCCAUUCAGCUCAAGUGAUUGUGUGCCUGUGCUUUUGGAGCAGAAAUGUCACUUUUUUAUCCCAAGUGCUACUAUGAAGUUAUUGUAGCAUAAAGCAAUUAUUAAAUUAUAAAAACUAUAACAGAAAAGUACUCCAUAUAGAAAGUAACUGGGACAAUGAAUGGAUCCUUUUUCACUCCUAGUGCAGUUCUGCAGACUGAAGCAAAUUUUCUUUCCUUACAUGGUUCUGGAAAGACGAGGAAUGUGUUUCUCAUCACUUUAUCUACAGGAGCAGCUGGGGCAAGAGGUGACACUGAGGGAACUAUUAUGUGGGCUGUCUUAGGUAUGCAUCUGAUAGUGGAUACAGGGCCUGUACAACAUACCAUGUUCACUGCUGGAAGCAUGGUGUGAGGAUGCCAAGCUACCAAUUUAAUGCUCCUAUGAAGGCAACAUAAUUUUCUUGGGACAGAGCAAAAAGUCUCCAACCCUCCAAGCCACAAGGAGGUAAACAGGAAUGGAAUUGUAUGUGUGCAACAGCUCAGAAGUGGGGCUCUGCUCUAAGUGAUCCUGACCUGGAUAGUUUGGGCAGUACAUCACCACUUUGGGCUAAUGAGAGCAUCAUGAGAUACUCAGCUGACUCAAUUUUCUACCAGUGCUGAAUGUGUCAAGCCCUUUGCUCCCCACAUGAUGCAACUCAUUCAUUCCUUCACUCAAAGGGCUGACCCCUAAGGAUGCUUCAGGCCAGAGUGAAGUUAAUUGUAACCGGAGAUGACUUUGGCUACUGCCCAAGGAGGAACCAAGGAAUCGUGGAGUGUUUCCUGGCUGGAGCAGUUUCCAAUGUUUCCCUUCUGGUCAAUGGCAGUGCUGCGCCAGAUGCAGCACAACUGGCAAGAAGGCAUAACAUUCCAAUAGGUCUGCACGCCAACCUGUCCGAGGGCUCUCCUGUCUGCAAGGCACUCAAGAAGAACUCCUCCCUGCUCAACAAAGACGGAUUCUUCCACGGAAAGAUGGGAUUCAGGACGGUUCUAGCAAAAGGUCUCCUGAAAAUGUCAGAGGUGAAACAGGAGCUAAUGGCACAAGUUGACCUCUUCUGUGAAUUGACAGGUCAUGUCCCUCAUCACAUGGACGGACACCAGCAUGUUCAUGUUCUCCCAGAAGUUAGACAUGUGUUUGCACAGGUGUUAGAGGAGUAUGGGAUCAAGUAUACACGUGUGCCAAUAGAACCAGGCCUUCACAGCUGUGCGUGGAUAGAGCCACCUCUAAUGGACUUUUAUCUGGGAAUAGAAAAAGAUUCCCUUAGCACAGUAGAUGUGUUUACAAGACAUGGAAUAAGGUGGGCUGACAUUUAUAUAGGUUUGAGUACCAUGGGCAAAAACAUGUCUGUCAGCAACAUUCAGAGCGCCAUUGAUACUGCCGUGGCAGCUUUUGCUACCAAGGAAAACUCUCUGAUGACUCAAUUUUCACCUCAACCUCAGCAAAGCAGAACAGUCACAAUUGAACUGAUGGUACAUCCAGGGUACCCCACUAUUCCACCUGUUGGAGGCUGUGGAGAAGGACCAGAUGAUUUUUCACAGUCAUGGGAACGCUUGCAUGAACUCCAAACAUUAAUGAAUCCAGAGUUGCAAAGCUAUUACAAAACAAGGAACAUUCAGCUUUGUGCAUUUAAAGAUCUUUAAUCAAGAGAAGAUAAAUCUAGCUUGUACCGGGGUGGGGGAAUCUGUAGCUGACAGUAUACCUCAUAACACAGAAAGGAACUGUGAAUGGACUGGGAGCAGCCUAUAAACUAAUUAGAAAUACCUAGACUCUCCAAUGCACCUAGCAGCAAUAUCCCAGCCUGUAUCUCUCUCAUUGUCAUCAGAUUUGUAAGACACCUCAGCUGAUUUGAAAGUGAUGGAUUUCCUUUGUGUACCAUAUUCACAGUCCACCCCAAAAUUUAACUUGAAAGCCAAGGCCCAACUGUCAGACUAACAAACAGUUCCUGCAGAUGCUGCAAUAGCAGAUAGCACAUCCAACCAUGGCUGACAAUCAUGCAUCAACUUUUUGAAAGAUUUUUUUGUGUGGUGGAAGGGAAUAGUUGCAAAAAGAUACAUAGCCUAGAAAGUAAGACUCACCUGGCCAAGGGAGGCUGAUCUCUGUAAGCCUAGUAACUUUGAGCAUUCCCUUCAGAAAUUACUGUAUUUUCCUUUCAUUUUUUUACUUGAGCUGUUGCAUCUUUACUCAUGCCUACAGAAAAGGAAUGGUCAUUGGAGACAUUUUUUUCUUCAAAAGUAAUCAACUUAUGAUAUUAGCCUUCUGAUGCCUUCAAUCAUACUCCAUGCAAGUAGCUGGAUGCAGAGUUACUGUUCUAUUUAAGUAGACUCUAGCCAUUAUGCAGUCAAAAGAAACUUUUAAUGACAGCACUUCCAGACAGGCUUUUUAGAUGAUUUUACAAGAACAGCAAUCGUUGCCCCAUUAGCUAUUUCAUGAUGACUGUUACCUGUCAAUACACCACACACUGUCCUUUCAUGAGCUACGUGCUGUGAUGGCCACUUACUGUAAACGUAAAGAUGUUCUAACAUCUAGAGGGAGCAAUGACAAUGAGAAGGGAAAAACAACAGAACAAAAAUUCUGGUUAUCAUCAAAGCUUUCUAAUUUCUACAGUUCCACUACAGGUCAGUUUUCAUUCCUCUGAUACUUUCUGAAAAAUCCUCCUUGAUGUAUGAGACUUUUCUGAGCUUCAUGUCUCCCAAAGCAUAUUUUAAUGUGUCAGUGUUGUUCAGCCAUCUUGGCUAUAUAAAGAGAUGGAAAAAUGCACUUUA
Messenger RNA from Mauremys reevesii (Reeves's turtle), 3581 nucleotides. RefSeq names its product YdjC chitooligosaccharide deacetylase homolog (gene YDJC). Gene Ontology annotation, molecular function: deacetylase activity. Lineage: Eukaryota; Metazoa; Chordata; Testudines; Geoemydidae. The record is from RefSeq and is a predicted model, not a curated record. Bases 1515 to 2459 code for a protein of 314 amino acids. The transcript has 6 exons. Gene Ontology annotation, biological process: carbohydrate metabolic process.